AUGGAAACCGUCAAGGAAACCCUCUACAACCUCCCCAAGCCACCGGCUCGCACCCGCACCAAGCCCAUGCAGGUGAUCUGCGUGGGCCUCCCACGUUCCGCCACGGAGAGCCUCGCUGUCGCGCUGCAAAAGCUUGGUCUAACCACGUACCACGGGUGGGACAUCUCCUUCGAAGAGAACGCGGGGUACAUCGAGGCAUGGGCGAAACUAGCGCGGGCGAAGUGGAACGGGAAGGAGGACGGAGAGUUCCGCGUGUCGCGUGGGGAGUUCGACGCCUUGCUGGGGCACUGCGAUGCGGUGGUGGAUACAGCGGCGUCGUUCUUCGCGGCUGAACUAAUGGAGGCGUAUCCGGAGGCGCUGGUGAUCUUGAACACGAGGAAGGAUCUGGAUGCGUGGCAUCGCAGCGCGAUCAAGACUCUGUUGGAGAUUUCAGACAGCUGGUUCCUGUGGAUGAUGCGAGUGUUUUGUGCGGAUCUGUUCUGGCUGUGGGAGCUGUAUGUCACGCAUGGCUAUCCGGGAUUGUUUCGCGGAAAGACGAUGCACUCGGCGAUUGCGAAGAACGGGAAGUGGGUUUAUCGCGAGUAUUGCGCCAUGAUCCGGGGGUUGGUGGCUCCGGAGCGAUUGUUGGAAUGGAGUGUGGAGGAUGGAUGGGAGCCAUUGUGCGAGUUUCUACAGAAAGAUGUGCCUACGGAAGUAUUCCCCAAGACGAAUGAUCCGGCUAAAUUCGCGGGUAAUGUUGAACGAGUGCUCAAGCCACGGUACAUGAGGGCAUUCCGCAACCUGGUGCUUACAGUCACCUCCACGGCUGUCUUGACCACGGCGAUUGUUUUGGGAGUGCGCGGGGGAGGACUAACCUCCAUUCAACUAUGGUCUGUUUAG
Molecule: messenger RNA, 879 nt
Organism: Aspergillus pseudoviridinutans
Lineage: Eukaryota; Fungi; Ascomycota; Eurotiomycetes; Eurotiales; Aspergillaceae
Product: sulfotransferase family protein
Exons: 2
Coding region: 1-879 (292 amino acids)
Source: RefSeq, a predicted model, not a curated record